Penicillium manginii is the source of this 525-nucleotide messenger RNA. RefSeq lists its product as uncharacterized. The transcript is spliced from 2 exons. The coding region runs from base 1 to 525 and encodes 174 amino acids. The record is from RefSeq and is a predicted model, not a curated record. Lineage: Eukaryota; Fungi; Ascomycota; Eurotiomycetes; Eurotiales; Aspergillaceae.
AUGUGCAAACGACGAAGUAGCACAGUAAUGAAAGCCAUAAAGCCAUACAUCAAUGAAGUGUGGGGGCUAGCAAUCCGCAAGCUUGAGUACUCAGUCCACUUUGGGGGCGAAUCAGCGACCAAUGUCUACAUCUCGCGCAAGCACCACCUAGACAUCCAGCCCGCCCCCGACGCUGAAAAGAAAACUUUCACCUGGAGAGCCUGGGAGAACGUUGUCAAACUUUGGUCUUCUUUUCAAAGAUCACCGCUUGAACGUGGUUUGGUUGGUUUCGACUCGUUGUGGGAAAAUGAACUGGGGAGUCGCUCAGUCGGAGGCUUCGUGUUCUUUUACAACGACACGCCAGUGUCGCGUAGGAGCAAAAAGCAAAUGAUCCUGACUAUCUCAUCCGCAGAAGCAGCGUAUCGAGAGUUAUCUGACGCUGUUGAAGAGGGCCUUUCCAUCGCCGUCUUCGCGAUGGAGAUGGAUCUAAUGAAAGGAGUGACUCGUUCGAGCUUCGUUGUGACAGUGACGGAGCAGAGAAGGUAG